Molecule: messenger RNA, 2637 nt
Organism: Menidia menidia (Atlantic silverside)
Lineage: Eukaryota; Metazoa; Chordata; Actinopteri; Atheriniformes; Atherinopsidae
Source: the annotation of a GenBank genome assembly
ACGUGACGCGGAAGUAGGCUGCAUUGUUUCAGCGUGGAUGUGUUUACAAGCGUUUCGUUGUCACGUCUCCUGACAGUUCGCUGCGUAAACAAACAGUGAGCAGUUGUUGUCUUAUGAUCUUUACGCAUUUUUGAUCCGAUUUCUGCGCCGCAAUGUGCGCCGUUUCCUCUAUUUUAGCGGGCCCAGCUCUCUGCCAGCGAAGUGCAGGCAGGUUAAAGGUACUACUCUAAAAAAUAGGCGGAAAAUUGCGCGCAAACAUCCAAUUAUUCCUAGAAAUAAAGCUCGUAGCGCCUUCCCAAGAAUCCUGGUGCGUUUUUCCAAGUUGUGGCACAACUCUGGCGGCCUCUAAACACCUUUCGGUAACGACUACAUCUGAGUGAAGUGACGAUGAGGCAGGAAACUGCGGUUGUUAACGUCCCGACGCACUUCAUUUCCAACCACGAAGGCUUCCUCGGAAGUAUCAAAAACGUGACGGAAGAUUUUGUGGUGACCGAGAUCGAUAUUCACGGACAGAACGUGAACACAGCAGCAUCCGGUCACACACCCGGCGGAGCCUGUAACGAUGAGAGCAAAAGCGGCGCAGAGCUGAAGGACAGCAGCCAUUCCUCUGGGUCACAUGACCCCGCCGUGUCCUCAGAGUGGGGGGUGGACAUCCCACUGCCCACCUUUGAGAGUUUUGACCUGGAUGUCAUUUUAGGUCAGUCGGUCAGUGAAGAGCUGGAGCAGUUCGUGUUGACUCUCAGAGACAAAAAGCCGGCCGAGCUGGAGCUUUCUCUGGGGUUCUUUACGGACAAACACCAGAGGGCCAACGUCCACCGGGCGGUCAGGCACCGCUUCCCCUUCCUCAUGACGGUCACCAUCCAGCCGGAGAUCAGGGUCAGGGAGGACCCGGAUUACAGGGAGCUCUCCCGGCUGGUUAAGGACGAUGAGGCGGAGGACUUCUUCAGGUUUAUAGACGCCAAAGUGCGCGGCUCCUCGUACACGUUCGGACCCGACGACAACAAAGAGCACAGGACGGCCGUCCACCACUUCCUCAACCGACGGUUCGGGAAACUGGUGGAGACCAAAAGCUUCAGCGACCAGGGGAGGACGUCCAUCUCGGUCAGGCUGAGAGAACACGGGAGGCCGAAGAAAAGAACAGCGGAGGAACGCCGGGAUGAGGACAUCUACACUGCAUUCACGCUGUGUAAGGAGAACCUGGAGACUCUGGAGGCCAUCAGCUACAUGGCAGCCGCUCUGGGGGUCCUUCCCUCAGAUUUCACCUACGCCGGGAUCAAGGAUAAGAGAGCCAUCACCUACCAGGCCAUGGUGGUCAAGAAGGUCUCCCCCCAACGGUUCAAGGAGAAGACGGCAGAGUUUGAGAAGAGGGGGAUGCGCGUGUCCCAGGUCCGAUCGGUCAGCGAGCCCCUCCGGCUGGGCCGGCUGCAGGGGAAUCACUUCGACCUGGUGGUCCGCAACGUCCGGCCUCACGGGGCGCCUGACGCCCAGCCCAGGGGGGCGGAUGUGCACCCCCACCUGGCCGCACUCGUAAAAGAAGCAGUGGAGAACGUAAAGACAAAAGGAUUUGUCAACUACUACGGACCACAGAGGUUUGGCAGCGGGCAGAGCGUUCACUCGGAUCGAGUGGGACUGGCUCUGCUAAAAGAGGACAUGGUAGGAGCUGUUCGUCUCUUCUUCACUCCAGAAGACGGAGAUGAACCUCAGAGUCAAGCAAAGAGGCACUUUGUCCAAACAGAUAACGCUAAAGAGUCUCUGGUGUUGAUGCCACUGUCCAAGCCCAGAGAGAGGCUCAUGCUUCGGGCCCUGAACCGCUACGGUACUGGUCCAGACGGCUGUGUCCAGGCCUGGCUCAGCCUGCCCCACAGCAUGAGGGUCUUCUAUCCUCAUGCCUACUGUAGCAGAGUUUGGAAUGAGGCCGUGGCACACAGGCUGGCCACGCUGGGACAUAAUGUCAGAAAAGGAGAUUUGGUUUGGAUGCAAAUGGGACAAAAUGAAAUAGAGGACACUGCAGAAACCAGCUCCCCUCAGAUCCAUGUGGUUACAGAUCAGGAGGAGCAAGCAGGAGUCUACGCACUGGAACAAGUGGUACUCCCAAUGCCGGGCAACACCGUGAAAUAUCCAGAAAAUGCCAUGGGGCCGUGGUACCAGGAGAGACUGGCCAGAGAUGGCCUGGCUGACUGCCGCUUCAGAGUCAGCAGCCUGAAACUGAACCUGCCCGGCUGCUACCGCCCCGUCCUGGCCGUCCCACACAAGCUCCGGUACCAGCUGAGGCAGGGCUCGGACUCCGACUCGCUCACCUUAAACUUUGACCUGGACUCCUCCUGCUACGCCACCAUAUGCCUCAGAGAGAUCAUGAAGUGUGACCCUUGAAACGGAUGAAUUUUUGUGUUUUUCUACUCUCAUCGUCAGUGGCCGUGGUGCAUCCUAGUAUUGGUUUGUUGUUGUUGUGAGCAGAAGAGUGUCAAACGAAAAAAUAAGAAAAAAGAAGGUGCAGUUAAUAAAGCCUAUAGUUCAAGGAAGCUGCUGUUUAAUGUGAACAGGUUCAAGUCCAGCAGUAUGUAAACCGUAUCAUUUUUGUGCUGCUAAUAAAAAUGUUGAGUAACCACCAUCAUUAAAUUCAUUUUAAAUCUUCCUCAC